Messenger RNA from Thalassophryne amazonica, 2475 nucleotides. It is a transcript of the gene slc68a1a, whose product is annotated as major facilitator superfamily domain containing 13A. The record is from RefSeq and is a predicted model, not a curated record. NCBI's taxonomy places the organism in Eukaryota, Metazoa, Chordata, Actinopteri, Batrachoidiformes, Batrachoididae.
CACCCGUUGAGGAGCAGCCCCGGUCGUCACGGAUGUGCUGUAGUGGUUUGUCUGCCUCCUUGUUCAGAUGCCGAUUAGCUGUCGCGUGAACCAACAAGUAGGAGUGUUACAACGUUAAACGCGAGCGAUUUUGUGUGUGUAGCUGCUUUCAUUUAAUGGUUAUGAUGAGGUCGUGACCCUGGAUCCGCCAAGCCUUGAGAUGGUAGCAGCUUGGAAAAGCAAAAACGGAGCAAGAGUGAUUUAAGACUGAAGAAUGGGCAGAGCGUCUGUGGCUGCUGGAAGGGCUUUUCAACGGCGGUGCUCUAUGGCUCUUUGACCUUGUUUAUGUCCAUCCUCCACAACGUGUUCCUCCUUUACUAUGUCGAGACGUUUGUGUCCAUUUACAAGAUUGAUAAAUCUCAUUCUGGGUGGGAGAGACGGUGUUCUUCUUCUAUGGAACAGCCUGAAUGACCCUCUCUUUGGGUGGCAUGACCGCUCGUUUCUCAGUUCUUCUCAGCUUGGCCCCCAGAUCAUAUCUCCAGAUGUGGUGCUGAAGCGCCUGAAGGCCUUGUCCAGGAGUGGCCCCCUUUUUGCGCUGUCGUUCCUCGCCUUCUGGGUGGCGUGGGCCAGGCCCAGCCUGCAGUUCCUGGUGUGCCUUUGUUUGUACGAUGGCUUCCUCACGAUGGUUGACCUCCACCACAGUGCCCUGCUGGCUGACCUUGCCAUGUCCGCUGCUGACCGCACUCGCCUCAGCUUCCACUGCUCAGUGUUCAGUGCUUUGGGUUCCUUCUCCGUGUUUCUCUCCUAUUCCUUCUACAAGGAGAACUUCAACUCCUUCCGUCUCUUCUGUGUGACACUGUCAGCGUUUUCCAUCUUGGGCUUUGUGUUGGUGUCCCAGAUGCUGCAGAGUCGUUUUAGAAGAGAACCUCGGACAAGGAAAGAUGAGGAGCUAACAAUCAAAGAGCUAACCGUGGGAAAUGCUCCACUAACCAAUCCAGAUAAACCUGUCACUGUUGGGCAAUACCUCAGGCAGCUCUCCAGGCACAGAAACUUCAUGUGGUUCGUGUCAAUGAACCUUAUUCAGGUUUUUCACUGCCAUUUCAACAGCAACUUUUUCCCUCUGUUCUUGGAGCAUCUUCUAUCUGAUACUAUAUCUGCAUCUACAGGUUCUAUUUUACUGGGGAUCUCUUACAUUGCUCCCCACCUGAACAACCUGUAUUUUCUAACACUGUGCCAGCGCUAUGGGGUUUACCAGGUUAUCCACUGGUUAUUUCUGGUAAAGCUAGGACUCAGUGUGGCUAUGCUGCUGUCGGGGGCUGACCACGUUUACUUGCUGUGCGUUUUCAUUGCUAGUAACCGGGUGUUUACAGAGGGGACCUGCAAGCUGCUGAAACUGGUCGUAUCUGACCUGGUGGAUGAAGACUUUGUGCUGAAUCGACGCAAACAGGCCGCCUCCGCUCUCCUCUUCGGGAUGGUGGCUUUGUUAACUAAACCAGGUCAAACAUUCGCCCCUCUCAUUGGCACCUGGCUACUGUGUGUUUACACAGGUUAUGACAUCUUUGAAAGGGAACCUGCAAAAGACUCUGUCAUUUCUGCACCCGCCGUCGCCUCUGGCUCAGUAACUCCGCCUCUGCGUCUGGGCUGCUUCUACAUGUUGGUGUUUGUGCCCAUCACGUGCGCCCUGUUCCAGCUGGCCUGCUGGUCACGCUUCACACUUCACGGGCGCAAGCUGCAGGAGAUUAAAAACCUACGACAAGGAAGCCAACACAUUCACCUUCUGGACAUUAAAGCCAUAUGAGCUGAGCGGAGCAGGGAGAAGCUGCACACAGGCACUUUCCAGAGAACAGUCAAAGCUGACUGGAACACGGCUUGUAAGAAGAUCAACAAUGCCACCAGGAAGAAGAACAAGGAAUGUUAUUAAAAAAAAAAUUAAUCCUGCCUUAUUUUUUAUUGAUAGACUGAACUGUAUUUAUAUUUUGAACAGAUGACCAAAAUGUAAUGUAGAACCAAACACUCCUUUGGUUCUGCUGGGCCCAAAAUGACUUUUCACGGUGUGGACCCAAGACGAGAUGGUUUCAUGCCAUUGUCUGUGUUUUUUGUUUUGUGUAGCUCAGGUGCUUGUGGAAAGUUGAAGUCUGCAGCUACUGAUUUAAUGUGAACAGGUUCUAGACAAAUUCCACAUGUGCAGAGUGAUACUGCACGAACACUUAUAUUUUGAUUCUUCUGUUUUCACACUUUGUCGCGUCAGUGUAACAGUGAAACAUGUUUCAUGAUCCCCCAGUGUUCCUUUUGGAAUAGAAAAACUGCCAUUGUCCUUCUAACAUUUUGUAUGGAGGAUAUGUAUCUCCUGCAGAACAUGUGUUUCAGAAGAAUUAUUCUAAUAUUUGAGGCUUUUGCGUUGUAAGAAAUAGGUCAGUGUUGAAAGUCAACCACAUUCUGCUGUGGCUCUAAAGCAGUCAAACCACUAAAUAUAAAGCUGUUGCUUUGUUGAAAAAA